This is a messenger RNA of Paraglomus occultum, 1260 nucleotides long. Lineage: Eukaryota; Fungi; Glomeromycota; Glomeromycetes; Paraglomerales; Paraglomeraceae. The record is from the annotation of a GenBank genome assembly.
AUGUCCAGUUGGCUGUGGGUUCUUCUUGAAGGUCAGGAUGACCCUGUUAAGGUAGAUGCUUCAGCCAUAGAAGAUCUAUUCGGCCUUAUCCCUCGCAUCAAAGAGGCAUUUCCAGAAAAGCACUCGUCCAUUCCACCAGGCAAGAUACAAUUUUUGUCCAGUGACAACCGCACGCAACCGCUUCGAAAAGAUACUCUCAUUACAUCUAUCCGCACUACAGCUAUGUCACCCCUUGUCGUUCGUUAUCCAUUCUCUGACUGCACGAUCGUGAUCCGCUGCAAUCUGUCGAACAGCUGGUUCAGGCAGGACUGGCCGCACUCCAGUGGACUUUGGCAUCUCUUGCGUGCUGCUGCUCUAGCUCGAUUUUCUCCACUGGAUGGGUCCGAUUUUUUUUUCGUGGUCAAGGAUCCGGUUGAAAAAGAAAUAACCAACGAGUUUCAGUUCAACAGCGUCAUUCAGGAUGCCUCAACUGAUGACAAUAAUAAGCGCCAGAUCAGCAUAUCCAUACGGGUUAAGGGUAAGAAGGCAUAUGGGGAAUGGGACCUGCGUGAUGUCCUCCAGAACAUCUUGCACAAAAGCAGUUGGUCAUCACUCAACAGCGCCCCUCGCCUGAACUUGGACGAACUACUCGGACAAAUAAAAGUCAGCGACGAUACUUUUAAGCUGCUCAUAGACGAGCUUCAAAAAAAUGCAGAUGUAUUCGGCGAAGUGACGAGGAACGAAAUGACGUGCAGAGAGUUUAUCUCCCCGUUUUUAACCACAGCAGUAAAGCAUUUACAAAUAGAGGAACCGCUUCUUGCACUUAGAGCUGAAUAUGAGCUUAAUGGGAGCCGUGGCUUUGGUCCUGUAGACUAUACAGUCGUUUUAGACGACAUCGUUAUAUGUGUAACAGAGGUAAAAAAAAUGGAUUUCGACAAAGGGGCAGCUCAAAACAUAGUGCAAAUGCACAGUGCCGUAGAGAGCUUAAGCAAGCGCAAGCGAGAAGACACAGAUUUGGAAGAUUCUGAGGAAGUUCCAGUUAUGGUGUAUGGGAUUGUGUCAAAUGCCCGAAACUGGUUAUUCCUGCAAUGGGCAGGCACAGAAAACGAUCCAGUUCUAUAUGUAUCUAAUAUGCAAUCGUGCAACUUCAGUGAUGCUGAAAUAAUGAAGGUGGAAACAAAGAAAAUCGCGACAUACAUUAUCGCAAUCCUGCAAGAGCAGACUCAUGGAUUAAACACAAAACGUCGUCGCGUUCCGAAGAAACCCAGAUUGUCACUUUAA